Molecule: messenger RNA, 597 nt
Organism: Thamnophis elegans (Western terrestrial garter snake)
Lineage: Eukaryota; Metazoa; Chordata; Lepidosauria; Squamata; Natricidae
Product: cytochrome c oxidase subunit 7A2, mitochondrial
Exons: 4
Coding region: 84-311 (75 amino acids)
Biological process (GO): mitochondrial electron transport, cytochrome c to oxygen; mitochondrial respirasome assembly; regulation of oxidative phosphorylation
Source: RefSeq, a predicted model, not a curated record
UGACGUCAAGCAGCACUUCCCUUUGCCCGUGUCCUUGGUAGUUUCUCGGCGGAGGCCAGGAAGCGAUUGGUGGAGCCGUCAAGAUGUUUCGAACCCUUUGGGCUGUUCGGCAAGUAGCACGAAACCCCAUAAACUUCGCCUCUCGCAGGCAGGUUGCAAGCAAGAUUGCUGAGAAGCAGAAACAUUUCCAGGAAGAUAAUGGCGUUCCAGUGCAUUUGAAAAAUGGAAUGCCAGAUGCUCUACUGUAUCGAAUUACCAUGGCCCUUUCUGUUGUUGGACUGGCUAUCUCUUCUAUAAUUUAUACGAAAUAGGAAAGCCAAAGAAAUAACUCCAGUUCAGAAGAUGCAUCCUGGAAUAGCAUAAUUCUGUUCCAUUCCAUUACACUCAUCAGGGACUUGAUCCUUGUCGUAAAUACUUGAUUUUUUGUUUGGGAACAAUAUUUGUUAAAAAUGUAGUAACUGCUGUCAGUAAACUAGUCUGGCCUGAAGGAUAUAUUUGCAACUGUUUAAAAGAUUAUUUGUGAAUUUUGUAUUUGUUGCAAUUGCUACUGUUUGGUUGCAAACGUGACUAAUAAACACUGAAAUAGGUGAUAAUUUA